Molecule: messenger RNA, 477 nt
Organism: Endocarpon pusillum Z07020
Lineage: Eukaryota; Fungi; Ascomycota; Eurotiomycetes; Verrucariales; Verrucariaceae
Exons: 2
Coding region: 1-477 (158 amino acids)
Biological process (GO): endosome transport via multivesicular body sorting pathway
Cellular component (GO): fungal-type vacuole lumen; fungal-type vacuole membrane
Molecular function (GO): ubiquitin protein ligase binding
Source: RefSeq, a predicted model, not a curated record
AUGUCUUGCGCAGACUUUUUUCUGGCAUUUAUCGCUAUCCUCUUUCCACCGAUAGCAGUUUGGAUCAAAGUCGGUGUAUGCACAGCCGACUCGGUUAUAAACAUCGCUCUCUGUUGUCUAGGAUAUCUGCCCGGUUUACUUCAUGCCUGGUACAUAAUCGCCCGCUACCCGGAGCAUGAUUACGACUAUGAACCGAUCGAUAACGAAAGGGGCACCGAGCGAGUGACAUACUACUAUGUCUCGCAUAACCAGCGAGGGACAGGACCGGAAGGGGAAAUGAACUAUGGUGGGACGAGGCACCCGCAGCCAAAGGGACAACAGCAGACUGGCGUUGUGAGCAAUGCGCCUGCACCUAGUAACAGCAGUCCUGCGGGUGCGAGUUCGAGUAGGGAGCAGCAUGUUCCUGGAGGAGAAAAUGCGCCACCGACGUACGACGAUGCUGUCAAAGGAGAUCACAAGGUUCAGACCGCUGAUUAA